Molecule: messenger RNA, 426 nt
Organism: Perkinsus marinus ATCC 50983
Lineage: Eukaryota; Perkinsozoa; Perkinsida; Perkinsidae
Exons: 6
Coding region: 1-426 (141 amino acids)
Source: RefSeq, a predicted model, not a curated record
AUGGCGGUCCAUUCCCGACCUGUAGGGGAUCCUUCUGGCAUCGCUACGGACCCUGAGGAGUGCAGUGGAGAUGAGGACGUCUGUACACUCAUACAAAUGCAGGGCUCUAUGAUCAGGGCACUACAUGAGGACGUCGGAGAGAAGGCCAGAACCGAGGAACGUCUCAUCUCGAUGUACAAAGCCAUGCUUAACACCCCAGCAGCGAUCCUCGAGAAGAGCUCGGAUGAUGCUUCCCGAGAUCUGCAACUUCAAAGGCUGCAGCACUUCCUGGACACAGUUCUCUACAGUCUGGCUCCUGUCGGCGAGGAAGAGGCCAGUGUCGAACCCUACCGAGCAGUAAAGGCGCCAAAUGCCGGUGUGAUUCAGUCUGGUAUGUCGCAGAUGGACGCGAGACGAUUGCGUAUGGCUGCAAGACUUGCGGACUGA